Octopus sinensis (East Asian common octopus) is the source of this 1293-nucleotide messenger RNA. RefSeq lists its product as uncharacterized. Lineage: Eukaryota; Metazoa; Mollusca; Cephalopoda; Octopoda; Octopodidae. The record is from RefSeq and is a predicted model, not a curated record. The transcript is spliced from 2 exons. Gene Ontology annotation, molecular function: catalytic activity. The coding region runs from base 1 to 1293 and encodes 430 amino acids.
AUGGAUACAGAGGGUACAGAGUCAACACCAUACAAACCACUAUCCAAGACCACCACAAACGAUGGAUCCAGGAUGGCCACCACUAACACCAGAGACCCCUGCACAGAUAUCACACCCAUAUUCCUACUGAAUAUCUGGGGUCUAUUACGGACAGGCGAUAGAGACAAGUUUCUAUACCUGGAAGACCUAGCUGCGUGCAAUCAAGCGAUAUGCAUGGUGCUUACCGAAAUGCAUCUAACAUCUAACAUAGAAGAUGCGAAGAUAAAAAUACCAGAGGAUGCUGUACUCCGAACAAACAGAAAAGAUAGAAGUCAUGGGGGAGUUGCAAUGUACAUCCGAAAAGAUGUCACACCCCUACUACUCUUAUCACGCUCAAACUCUGUCUGUGACACUUUAAUAGGACACAUAAAACAAAUUGAUGUAGUUGUAUGCUCAACAUACCGUCCGCCAAAUAUCUCAAAGGAGGAGGGUAAGUUUGAGGAUAGCCUCAGACGCAUAGAAGAUGUCUUGACAAAUCUGGACCAACACAUUAAUAUACUUUUCCUAGGUGACUUUAACCUCCCAAAUGUUAAAUGGCCUGAAGGUCACAUCCUCUCUGGGAUGUCACUGCACAAACAAAGCCAGGCAAAAUCUGUGUUAGAACUCUCGGACAUGCUGUUCAUGGAACAAGUGAUACUCCAACGAACCAGGGGAAGCAAUAUUUUAGAUCUCUGCUUCACAAAUAAUGUGAGCCUUAUCCAUAAUGUGAAAGUAACACCUACAUCUCUUUCAGAUCAUAACAUUAAAGAAUUAACAAUGUGUGGUCCUAGACGACCCGCUGACACCCAUCCCAUCAGGAGGACUCAAGCUAUAUCCAACCUGAAUUUCCACAGGGCAGACUGGAAGUCAAUUCGCAAAGAGAUUCAAAAUCAAAACUGGCAUGACAGCCUUUCUAUACAAGACAAUGACCUCAAAGUAAGUCAUUUUAUGUCAACCAUACAAGAUAUAUGCACCAAAUAUGUGCCAGAAGGAAAGGCCAAUAGAAUUCCUAGAGACAGGAAAAUCCUUAUGAGACACAGAACAAAGGUCUCGAACCAGCUGAAUAGAGAACUGGGGGAUAGUAAAAGGGCUAAAUUAAAACUAACACUGUUAGAAAUAGAAAACCAAAUUAAACUCUCCCAUGAAAAGGGAAGAGCGGAGAAGGAGAAGAGAGCAGUAGAAAGCAUAAAAACAAACCCCAAGGCUUUCUAUAGAUUUGCAAAGGAGACUGCCACAGCACAGUACAAAAUAGGACCGACCCCUAUUCCUGCCUAA